Molecule: messenger RNA, 3343 nt
Organism: Patella vulgata (common limpet)
Lineage: Eukaryota; Metazoa; Mollusca; Gastropoda; Patellidae
Product: kelch-like protein 21
Exons: 3
Coding region: 353-2086 (577 amino acids)
Molecular function (GO): protein binding
Source: RefSeq, a predicted model, not a curated record
UCAAGGGGAUUUCUCAGUGCGCAGGAAGUCGAGUCAGACAGCAGAGUGGAAGAACUCUUAAGGUUGUACAUUUUUUAAGAAGCCUGGAAUUUCUUUGUCUUGAAUAAUGUUGGUAGUAUUUUACUGUCGAUCAGCUUGCCAGUUGAUUGCUAGGCGAGGAUGUGUGUAGAUGUAAAUGUAUGUCGAUCGCAUUGAUCUAAUGGGCGGUGAUUUGAAUAGUUUGGUAUGACACAGAAAGAGGAUUGAAACCUAGAGGCACAACAUUUACAAGUAAAAUGCUGACCUGCUUUUGACGCAAAAAAAGUGACGUGGAAAUAUUUUAUACAGCGGUGGUGACAUAGAAAGCUUGCCGAUGGCCAGACGCGGAAGUGAAACAUCUGUGGAUCAGCCCAGAUCUUAUUUUCUGUACAGUCAGAAUUAUGGAUCCGAUGUUCUUGCUAAGUUAAAUGCUCUUCGGCAGGAUGCCACAUUCACAGAUGUCAUAUUAUGUGUAGGCCAUGAAGAGUUACCAUGCCAUCGCAACAUCUUGGCGGUUAGCAGCCCGUAUUUCCGCGCCAUGUUUACUAGUGAAUUAAGAGAGCGUCAUGAGAGUAGAAUAUGCUUCAACGAAGUUUCCCCGUGGACUUUGAAACGAAUUAUCGACUACGCUUACAGUGGGCGUCUGGAAAUCACUCAAGAUAAUGCUCAGGAAAUGUUGUCUGCUGGCAAUUUAUUUGAAUAUCCAGACAUAGUCGAGGCAUGCUGCGGUUUCUUCAAACGGCAACUACAUUAUUCAAACUGUCUAGGCAUCGAAAAUUUUGCUCAAAUUCAUUCUUGUAAAAAGUUAGAGGAGGAGGCUAUUAAGUAUGCGUUAGAGAACUUCAGUCGUGUCGUGGAGUUUGAUGAAUUUCUGGAGCUUCCAAUGGAACGUGUGUUAAGAUAUAUUUCUGAUGAUCAUAUAGAUGUAAGAAACGAAGAAAUGGUUUAUUAUGCUGCUCGGAAAUGGAUGAAUCACGACCCCGAUGAACGAAGACAGUAUAUACCUCAGCUGCUGGAACAGAUUCGUCUACCAACAAUGGAUCUGAAAAAUUUACGUCUUUUAGAAUCCGAUCAACUUCUACAGGGUUGUCAUAAAGGCCUUCAGAUGAUCAAAGACGCUCAGACAAAUCGCGAAAGUGUCAAGGCCAAAACUGAACAAAGACGGAGUAGUUUACCUGCCAUUAAAAUUCAUCCACGACCAUCAACCGUUGCUAAGGAAGUUGUUGUUGUUAUCAGUGGUAUUAAUUCGUACAUCACACCCUCGGUAGAGAUGUACGAUUUACAGAAAGGUCGAUGGUUCAAGCUUCCUGAUCUCCCGCGCCUCGUUUCCUGGUUCUCCGCUGCUGCUAUUUCUAAAUGGAUUCUUGUAAUGGGAGGAAUCUGUGACGGACACGUCGUCGACACUGUUUGGAAAUUCGAUGUUGUGCAGAGGCAGUGGACGGAAGCUGCACGCAUGCCUGAACCCCGCGCGAGACAUGCAUGUGCGGUAUUAUGUGAUAGAGUUUAUUUAUGUGGGGGCGUUAACGGGGAUGGAACUCAAUUCGUGGAAUCAAUCAAUAGCUAUAAUCCAUAUGAAAAUUCCUGGUCGAAAGCCGGACAUUCGGAAAACCCCAGAAAACAGUCGUGCAUCGUUCCUUAUAAUAAUACAUUGGUGGAGGUUGGUGGAAUUCAAGGCGAGGCCAUGGUCAACACCAUCGAUAGUUACGUCUGCACUGGAUAUAAACUCCGACACUCCGGAGAACAGUUCCUUCUUCCAUCCAUGAUUCAUUAUGCUCAAAUAGUCGUAGUUAAUGAUAUAUUUUACAUAAUUUGGGAGGACACGAAAAAAAUGAUAGCGCUCGACCCUCACAAACGAACUUUCCAACCCCUACCAGAUUUAUCGGUUGCCCGGUUACACUGCGCUACGACUGUGUUACAUGGAAAGAUAUAUGUGUCGGGCGGAUUAAUUGAUACCAAGCCAUCUCGUUUAGUAGAAAGUUUUGAUCCUGUUUCAAAACGUUGGACGGUUGAGAAACCUAUGAAUGAAGAACGUGCAUAUCAUUGUUGUGUGAGUUUACAAAUGUGUUGAUGUUUGUACGCGUGUAUGUUGUUUUCUCAUAUUUAUACAUUACGUUAUUCCUGUGAAUUAUCUCCUCCUGAUUGCUCCAAAACAAUCUGAUAAAAAUACAGAUCCUAUUUCUUUUCGUUUUUUAUAAUUCAAAUUUUCGUUUUACUUAUCUUUACUACACUAGGAUCUGGAAGAGUUGUUAUAUUACAAGCCUGUUACGGCGAAUUCUUGGCAUGCCAUGCCCGGAUCUGUGGGUAAACCUCUAGAAAUGUCAACGCUGAUUGAUUAAUCAAUGUCUGAUGUCAUAGGGUCAAAAGCCGCUCAUACAACACUGACAGAUCUUCAUGCAGUGUAGGCUAUCGAAAGUAUUAAAUAACGAAACGAAAUAUAGAUCUGUAUUUUAAUCAGAGUGGCUCCAAAAUUAGUGCCGAUAAUCGGGUAAAAUAUUAUGCAUCGAUGUAUUUAAAGCAAACAUCGAUAUUCAAUACUCUCGUUGAUGCAUUGGUAAAUUUUCACCAUCACCGAAACUCGCUAUUUGAACGAAAAUUCCUUGCCUAAAAUCUUUGAUAUAAAUUUGUAUAAAUUUGUCAGUUUAGUACCUACAAUAAUACUAGUGCCUAUCUUUAUUACAGAUUCGAUAAUAUUUAUAACCUUUUUGUAAAGAAAAGUCUGGAAUUAUUUUUAUUUCGUUAAAAAAAGCAGAUAAGUACGAUAUAACUAUAUUUACAUGGAACAGAGCAUGACCUCAUCACCGCCAUCUUGGAACCAGGACAUCAUAUAAAAAUCGAUGUGCAAUUGUCAAAUGAACAAGCAUAUCAAGUUUCAUGUCAAUAGUAUUUCAAUUGAUGGAGCAUUAGAAUUUUUUUCAUGAGCGUUGCUCUACGAAGAACAAGAAUAACCGCAAGUUCCUUGGGCUAAAUCUAUUUGUUAAGGCCAGCUCAAUUUUUGUCGAGGUUGCUGAGAUGUAAAUAAGGUUAGGGCACGUGAUUGUUGGCGAGAUUGUAGGUUAGGAUUAAGAAUUUGGGGGAGAGGUUUAGUCAUGUGUCAUGAAUUUUCCGGGGAUAUAACUUGGUAUAAUAAUUAUAGGGGGUGCACGAAACCGUUAAAUCUCCCUUAUAUAUGAAGCAAGUCUAAAGCUAAGGUUUUUCUUGGAAUUUUUUUACGUUUUUUCUCCAUUCGAUGCAUCAUUAAAUAACGGCACUACCACAAAUGUAUGACAGUGUGUGAGAUCCAUCCCUGCUUGAUUUGUACCCAAUCUGAUUAAAAUACAGAUCUAUA